Messenger RNA from Cinclus cinclus, 1536 nucleotides. RefSeq names its product reticulophagy regulator family member 3 (gene RETREG3). Bases 1 to 1338 code for a protein of 445 amino acids. The record is from RefSeq and is a predicted model, not a curated record. NCBI's taxonomy places the organism in Eukaryota, Metazoa, Chordata, Aves, Passeriformes, Cinclidae. The transcript is spliced from 9 exons. Gene Ontology annotation, biological process: reticulophagy.
AUGGCGGCGGCGGUAGCGGCGGCGGGGCCCGGACCCGGACCGGGACCGGGCGAGCGGCAGCGGCGGGUGCAGGCGCUGAGCGCGGCACUGCGCUGUCGCCUCGGGCCCUACGAGCCGCUGCUGGGCGCCGUGCAGGCCGCGCUGGUGUGGGAGCGGCCGGGCCGCAGCGCGCUGUGCUGGGUGGUGGUGCACGGCCUGUUCUGGUUCUUUGCUCUGACUUCCCUUCGUUUGCUGUUCCUGAUUGCAUUUACCCUCAUAGUAGUAGUGUGUCUAGAUCAGUGGAAGCACAAAAUCUGGCCAGAAAUUGGUGUGGCAAGACCUGAUGAAUUAGACAAUGAGAGCUGGGGAUAUGUCCACCCUCGGCUGCUCGGAGUGCCAGAGCUCUGUCAUCAUUUGGCUGAAGGAUGGGUGACUCUGACCAACUUCUUAAGUAACCUCUUCAUUUUCAAGAGGCAAAGUCCUGGCAAGUUUUGCCUUCUAGUGUGUGGAGUGUUCACUUUCCUGGCUGUCCUAGGCCGGUAUAUCCCUGGGCUCUUGCUCUCAUACUUGCUGUUGCUCUUGGUCCUGCUGUGGCCCCUGGCCGUGUACCACAGGCUGGGGCAGCGCGUGUACCUGCGGCUGGAGCCCGUGCUGCAGCGGCUGGACUUCAGCGUCCGCGGAUACAUGAUAGCCAGGCAGCGCGAGAGGCAACUGCGUGCCCGGGCCCUUGGUCAGGAAGCCACGGAUGAUGGGAGUGACAGUGAAGAGGAGCUGGCUGCAUUCUGCCCCAAGCUGGAUGAUUCUGUAGUUGCCAAGGAACUGACCAUCUCUGACUCGGAGCAUUCAGAUGCUGAGGUUUCCUAUACUGAAAAUGGGAUGUUUAACCUUUCAAGGGGCCAGACACCUCUGACAGAAGGAUCAGAAGACCUGGAUGGUCACAGUGACCCAGAAGAAUCUUUUGCCAGAGAUCUCCCUGACUUCCCUUCCAUAAACCCAGAAGCAACCGGCAUAGAGGAUGAGGAUGACACCAGCAUUGGGAUCCCGAGCCUGGCGUACCGCCCACAAGGGACAGAGGAUUUGCAGUUCCCAUAUGAGCAGGAGGAAUUUAGCACAUUGCCAUCAGUGCAGAAUCUCACCAACAACAUCACUGGCUUUGUCACCAGGGGCAUGAUCCAGCUGGCACUGUCAGGAGCCCCUCAGCCAGGCUUCUCACGCAGCACCAAUCCCCCGAGAGGGGCAAAGACUCAGCUCAGAGCAGCCAGUUUGGACUUGGACACUGAUGCUGAAGGGGAUGACUUUGAACUGCUGGAUCAGUCCGAGCUGAACCAGCUGGAUCCCGCUGGCUCCCGGGGCCAGUAAACCAUCCUGUCACUUCCCUCUGGUUUUCUCUUGCACAUCAUGGAGGGAAUCCUAGAAGGAAAAGCCUUGCACAGUUCUCUCAAUUGUCUCCUGUGAGUCCAAGUGAUGUGACAGCCAUCACUGGCUGGGUACACCACUGUGACUUGUGACUCUGUAGCCUCGCUUGGAUUUUAAAAUAAAGGACACUGGCAAUCUCUA